CAAUGCCCUGGCUGACGAUGAUGAGGAGCCAGGCCUUCGAGCCAAGCCGAAAACUGGACCUGGCAAAGGAAAGCCUAUAAAGACAGCUGCUUCAGCUUUUGCGCUACUGGGCGAGGCCGAGGAUGAGGAGGACGAGGAAGUGCCGAAGAAAGCUUCCCCUGGCAGGAAGGCGGCCAAGAAAGGAGGAUUUGCCGCCCUUGGUGAGGACGACGAGGAGGAUGUGGAAGAGCCAAGCAAGCCAUCUAGUAAGAAGGCCAGCGGCGGUGCAAGCCCCAGCCUUGUCAUUGCGGAGGUGCUCAGCGUACAGUCUCACCCAAAGGCCGACCGGCUAAAAGUGGUCGAUGUGGACUGGGGCAAGGACAUGUCGGUGGUGGUGACGAAUGCCGCCAACGUAGAAGAGGGCAUGAAGGUUGUCUUUGCGCCUGUGGGCUCGACCACACCGGGCAGCGGUCUUAAGAUGGAGCGCAAGCAGCUGAAGGGAGUGGAGAGCUUUGGCAUGCUGUGUUCCGCGUACGACAUUGGGUGGAUCCCGGAGCCGGAUAACAUCCUAGUGGUGUUGCCGGACAACGCAGUAGUGGGCGAGCCAUGCCCCAAGGAGGCCCCCAAGGGCCUCAAAUCCAAGCUGCUCUCCUCAGCGGUGGAUGGGGAGGAGGCUGAAGAGGAGGAAGAGGCCGCGGCGGCGGUGGCUGCCAAGCCUAAGAAGGAUGCCAAAGGUGGCAAGAAGGGCAAGAAGGGCGGAAAGGACAUGAGCAGCCUGUUCGCUGCUCUGGAGGAGGAUGCCGCAGAGGCAGUGGAGGAAGAGGAGGUGGAACCGGUCCCAAAGCCCAAGUCUGGCAAGGACAAAAAGGCGAAGAGAGGCGGCAAGGACAUGAGCAGCCUGUUCGCGACAUUGGAGGAGGAUGCUGAGGGCGGGGGCUCUAAAGCGGAGGAAGAAGAGGCGGAGGAGCCGGCUCCCAAGCCCAAGGCCAGCAAGGGCAAGAAGGGCGGAAAGGACAUGAGCAGCCUCUUCGCUGCCCUGGAGGAGGAUGCCGCGGGUGGAGCAAAAGAGCCGGAGGAAGAAGAGGAGGAGGAGCCGGCUCCCAAGCCCAAGGCCAGCAAGAGCAAGAAGGGCGGAAAGGACAUGAGCAGCCUGUUCGCUGCUCUGGAGGAGGAUGCCGCGGCGUCCACGUCUACAGCGGUGGCCGAGGACGACGGCGACGCAGCAGCUCCUAAGAAGAAGGACGGCAAGAAGAGCAAAAAGACUGGCAAGGAUAUUGACAGCUUACUUGCCGCCCUAGAAGGAGAUGCCGCGACAUCGUCAGCGCCGGCAGCCGAGGGUCCCGCUGCAGCUGCCCAGGAUGACGGGGACGCGCCCAAGCAGAAGAAGGAGAAGAAGAAAAAGAAGGACAUGAGCGAUCUAUUUGCGGCGCUUGAAGCUGACGCGGAAGCCUCCUCCACCCCUGCGCCUGCGGUUCCUGAGAAACCCUCACCGGCGGCUGCUGGCAAGGGUGGCAAGGCCGCAGCCAAGAACAAGGAGGAGGAGGAAGUGGAGGCGCUGCUGGCGGAGCUGGAUAAGCCUAAAGAGCCCGCUGCAGUUGACGCCGCCAUUACGUCCGAGCGUGUGUCAGCGAUGGCCGUCCUUCCGAAGGCACACCAGGAAUCUGGUUUCCUAUUGUGUUUGAUUGUGCUCAAGCAAGAGCUAAAUUGUGCGAUCUGGCAUCCGACAGGCAAGAAGAACGACAAGAAAAAGAAGGGCAAGGGUGGCAAAGCUGAGAAGGAGGAUGAAGACAUUGAUGCGCUUCUGGCUAUGAUUGACGGGCCCAAGCAACAGCAAGCCAAGCCAGUAGAAGUUACCGCUCCUGCACCAGCGGUCGCUGAGCCGGUGGCGGCUGAUGGGGAAGGCGGCGAAGGUGAAGAGGGUGCUGACGAGGCCGGCGGCGAGGAAGGUGGCGAGGGCGGCAAGGAGCUGACGGCGGCGCAAAAAAAGAAACUAAAAAAGAAACAAAAGGAGAAGGAGAAAAAGGCCGCGGCAACAGAAGGCGGCGCCCCGGCGGCCGAGGGUGCCGCUGCGCCCGCGGAGGUAGCAGCGGAGGAGGAGGCGGCGACGGGCGGCAAGGGAAAGAAGGGCAAGCCCGUCAAGGAGAGCGCCAUCGCCAAGAAGCUGCGUGAGCAGCUAGAGGCGCGCAAGAAGGCGGAAGAGGAGGCGGCCAGGCUGGAGGCCGAGCGGCGCGCUCGUGAGGAGGAGGAGCUACGGCGACUGGAGGAGGAGGAGCGGCGCAAGGAGGAGGAGAAGCAACGGAAGAAGGAGGCGCAGCGGCUCAAGCGCGAGCAGCUUAAACGUGAGGGCAAGCUGCUGACGGGCAAGGCGAAGGAGGAGGCUGAGCGGCGCGCCGCAAUGGCCGCGCAGCUUCUAGCCAAGGCGGCUGAGAAAGGAAUCGACCUGAGCCAGCCCGCCGAGGCAGAGAAGAAGAAAAAGGUCGUCUACAGCAGUAAGAAGAAACUUGGCAAGAAAGCUCCUGGGCAGGAAGGCGACCGUGAGGGCUCACCCGAGGCGCCGGCAGAGGCGGAGGCAGCAGCGUCGCCAAAGGAGGCGGCAGCCGCGGCAGCGCCAGCCGAGGCCGCGGUGUUGGCGGAGGCCACCGUGGCGGCCGUGGCGGAAGAGCCGGCGGCCGCAGCGGGUCCUGCAGCGGCGGCCGCGCCGGAGCCGGAGCCGGAGGCGCUGGUGGAUGAUUGGGAUGCGGUUGAUGACUGGGACAAGAUUGAUCCGGACGCUCUGUUGGCUUCCAAGAAGACCAAGGAGCAGGAAGAGGCGGAGGCGCGCGCGGCCGCAGAGGCGGAGGCGAAGGCCAAAGCCGAGGCGAAGGCGAAGGCGGAAGCUGAGGCAAAAGCCAAGGCAGAAGCCGAAGCUAAGGCAAAAGCGGAGGCGGAGGCGGCGAAGGCCGCGGCUGCCGCCAAGGCGACCGCCAACGGCAAAGCAGCGGUCAAGCCGGUGAAGGAGGCACCGAAAGCUGCGGCGAAGCCGAAGGACGUGGACGAGGACGAGAGCGCCUCCGAAGAGGAGUCCGAGGAGGACGAGGAGUCCGGGUCUGAGUCGGGCAGCGAGGAAUCAGGAAGCGAGGAGGAGAGCAGUGAGGAGGAAAGCAGCGAAGAGGAGAGCAGCGAUGAGAGUGAUGAUGACGAUGAGGAUGACAGUGACGACUACAGCGAAGACAGCGAGGAGGCGCGACAGCAACGCAUUGAUGAAGCGCGGGAACGCCGACUGGCGCGUGCCGCUGAGGCCCGUAAGAACGCCAACAAGGAGCAGCUGCGCUCGCCCAUUUGCUGCAUCUUGGGUCACGUCGACGUGGGCAAGACUAAGAUCCUAGAUAACAUUCGCCGGACAAAUGUGCAGGAUGGCGAAGCAGGCGGUAUCACGCAGCAGAUUGGUGCCACGUUCGUGCCUGCUGAGGCUGUGGAGCGCCGCACGGAGACACUGCGGGGUGGUCGUGCCUUCGACAUGAAGCUGCCUGGUCUGCUGGUCAUUGACACGCCCGGUCACGAGUCCUUCACCAACCUGCGGCAGCGCGGCAGUGGCCUUUGUGACAUGGCUGUGCUCAUCGUGGAUCUGGUGCAUGGCCUGGAGCAGCAGACCAUCGAGUCCAUCAACCUGCUCAAGAUGCGCAAGACGCCCUUCGUCAUUGCGCUAAACAAGGCAAGCAGAUGCAGGCACAACUGCAGAAGCAACCGGGAUGUGGACCGUUUGUACGGCUGGAAGAGCGUGCCUGACUCGCCCAUCCGUGACUCGUUCAAGCGCCAGAAGGAGUUUGUGAUGUCCGAGUUUGAGCAGCGCUGCAGCCAGGUCUUCUUACAGCUCAACGAGCAAGGAUUGAACGUGUCGCUGUACUGGAAGAACUCCGACCCGCGCAAGUUCGUCAACGUGGUCCCUACCAGUGCCAUCACCGGCGAGGGGAUCCCCGACCUGCUGCAGCUGAUUGUCAAGCUGACGCAAACCAUGAUGACGGACCGCCUCAUGUUCGUUGCGGAUACACAGUGCACGGUGCUCGAAGUGAAGACCAUGGAGGGUCUGGGUACCACCGUGGAUGUGGUGCUAGUCAACGGUGUGUUGCGGGAAGGCGACAAGAUCGUGGUGUGCGGUCUAGGAGGUCCCAUCGUCACCAGGAUCAAGGCGCUCAAGACGCCGCAGGUGCUGCGUGAGCUCCGUGUCAAGGGCGCGCUGAUGGAACACAAGGAGAUUCGAGCGGCCAUGGGAGUCAAGAUUGUGGCCCCUGGGCUGGAGUCGGCAGUGGCGGGAACCAGCCUGUUCGUCGUGAGCCCCGACGACGACGAGGAGGAGCUCAAGGACGCGGUGAUGGAGGAUAUGGCGGACAUCUUCUCCAAGGUCGACAAGGGCGGAGAGGGCGUGUGCGUGCAGGCCUCCACGCUGGGCUCCCUGGAGGCGUUGUUGGCCUUCCUGUCCAGUCCCGAGGUCAACAUCCCAGUUUCAGGCAUCAACAUUGGCCCCGUGCACAAGCGCGAUGUCUUGCGCGCCAAUGUCAUGAACGAAAAGAAGUGCCCCAAGUACGCAGUCAUCCUGGCCUUCGAUGUGCCAGUGUCCAAGGAGGCACGCGACUUGGCGGAGGACUACAACGUCAAGGUCUUUACCGCCGACAUCAUCUACCACUUGUUUGACCAGUUCACGGCCUACGUAAAGCAGGUCAAGAGCGCCGAGCAGGAGGCCGCAAGGUUCAAGGCCGUCUUUCCCGUGGUGCUUCGCAUCUUGCCCACUUGCGUCUUCAACAAGAAGGACCCCAUCGUGGUGGGCGUAGAUAUAGCCGAGGGUAUUGCCAAGAUAGGCACACCGGUGGCUGCGCAGACUGAGGCGGGGCUGGUCGAGCUGGGCCGGAUUGCGGGCAUGGAGAUCAACCACAAGGCGGUUGAGAAGGCCCGGGCGGGCGAGAGCGUCGCCAUGAAGAUCGAGGGUCAGACGACGGAGGAGAAGUCGCGCCUAUUCGGGCGGCACUUUGACCACACUCACCAGCUGGUGUCGGUCAUUAGCCGCGAGUCCAUUGACGCGCUUAAAGAGUACUUCGCGGACGAGAUGACGAAGGACGACUGGCGCCUGGUCAUCAAGCUCAAGAAGGUCUUCCAGUCUCGUCAUUCCCCGCGGCUUGCAUUCAGCGGCGUGCACGUGCACGAGCACAACAGACGCGGUGUACACACACACCGCGCCCGCCUGGUGUCUAGCAUUUACCUAAGGUCACGAUACUGUCAUUGUAAGCCCUUAAUUUCUCUACUACACUUUGUGUUGAUUAGCGCAAUGGCUGACCAAGUUCUGCCAGGAAACAUUCCGAACAAUAAUAACCAGAAUAACCCGAAUAAUGUAGUUAUUCAGCCUCCUGCUGCAGCUCAAGGCGUGCCCGCGCAAGUCGUAGAGCAGCUGGUUCAGGACCAGAACUUCAAUGCGGUUUUCACGAACAUUAGCGCGGGCAGGGAGGAGGCUCUGUCGAGGAGGUAUACAGACCUGGAACAGAAUCACGAGGCUUCGUGCCCGAAGGCGUUUAAGUUCAUGGCGGCGUGGAUUCGCGACAUCGGGUCCAAAGUCUACUCGGCACACUCCGCUCUGAAGGUCAUUCAGGCUACGGUUGCGGACGUAGGGCCCAUCGUGGACAUUCUGCAGCAAAGCGUUUUCAUAAUGGACCUGCUUUACGCGUCCUGCGAUGCUGGUGGUCGGUGCCAUCAGUUUCACCUGGAGGUAAUGCAGCAAUACUUUAACAAUAAUCGGCAUCAAGCUGUCAGUCCGACGGCGGAGGUCAAGGCGGACACGAAUCGCCUAUACGACUGCGGCUGCGGUAUAUAG
This is a messenger RNA of Volvox carteri f. nagariensis, 5815 nucleotides long. It is a transcript of the gene eif5B, whose product is annotated as eukaryotic translation initiation factor 5B. The coding region runs from base 362 to 5815 and encodes 1817 amino acids. Gene Ontology annotation, molecular function: translation initiation factor activity; tRNA binding; GTPase activity. The transcript has 31 exons. The record is from RefSeq and is a predicted model, not a curated record. Lineage: Eukaryota; Viridiplantae; Chlorophyta; Chlorophyceae; Chlamydomonadales; Volvocaceae.